AUGCGGGCUGAGGCGAGUGCUGACCUCCCGCCUGCGGUUGUGGCCGUGGGCACUGCAGAUUUCCUAGAGAUUGAUGGCCAGGAGCCUCUUAGCUGCGUGCCGGCAGACUGGUCGGAGCGGAUACUGAAGAUGCGGUAUAAGUCUGAAGUUGGAGUGCUGUGCGAGGCGCCCAUGCACUACAGCCAGAAGAAUGAGUUCGGCCUUCGCCCUUGGGGAUCCGAGGCCAAAGGCAAGGUUGUGGUCGCCAUCCGGGGCGAGGUCGAAUUUGAGACCCUGGCCCGACGAGCAGAGGAAUCGAGGGCUGUAGGCCUCGUCAUCGUUGACAACGAGGAUGAGUGGGAUGGCGAUUUCGAGAUGACCCUCGAGGAGAGACACCGGCCGCCGCCCGGCGUGCCCGCGGUGCUGGUGCCAAAAACCUCAAGAAGCAAGCUCCGAGAGGGGCUCAAGGUAAAGAUUGUCAGAAAAGUCGAGCGAAGUCUCUCCAGCAGCGAAGAAAAGUUAGUUCAGUUCCUGCGCCUGCGCGGCGUGGAGGUGGGCCUGCAGCUCCAGUGA
Messenger RNA from Symbiodinium pilosum, 552 nucleotides. Lineage: Eukaryota; Dinophyceae; Suessiales; Symbiodiniaceae. The record is from the annotation of a GenBank genome assembly.